Molecule: messenger RNA, 784 nt
Organism: Ziziphus jujuba (common jujube)
Lineage: Eukaryota; Viridiplantae; Streptophyta; Magnoliopsida; Rosales; Rhamnaceae
Exons: 4
Coding region: 187-615 (142 amino acids)
Source: RefSeq, a predicted model, not a curated record
AAUUUAAAUAUGUAAUUAUUAUUUGUUUGGUAAAUAAUUUAUUUUUAUUAAUAGAUCUCGGUAGAGUGUUUUUUUUGUUUUUUUUUUUGGGAGAAAAUAUUCGGGUAGAGUGCAGGUGCACUUUGCUUUGCGUAACCACUAGAUCAAUGUUGGUUCUGAUCGCAAUCCGACGGCUACAAAAGCAUCAUGUUUUCCAAGUUGAACCUCCCCAUUUUUGCUGGAUUUCUGUUUUUCUGGCGGGUGGUUUUUGGCGGGGUUGAAUUAGUUGCAGUAAAUUCCCAUCUGGUUUUCACAAUCCAGUUUCUGAAUUCCGAAGUAAAUGAGGUACGGAUUUCUAUACCAAGUUGGAAGAGAAAAAGGCUAGCUUGGAGAUCAAUAUAUCACAUGGUUCCCCAACAACAAAAAGGAGGAUUGGCAACUGGUGCAUUGCAGAGAUUGGCGUGCACAUUCUCAUCACGUUCCAAAACAGUCGGGACCAGUGGGACUACCAGCAGACUAAUUUUAGGAACCCCCCACGCCCUCAUUUGUACGAAUAUGCGCGGUCGGACCAACCAAAGCUUAUGCAUAUGCACCACUCUCUCAACUUGCCAAUUUUGUAAAUCCAUUCUAUUAUAAUUAUUAUUAUUUUUAUAUUUCUCUAACCUUUUCGAGUUAAUUCCUGUUUUCUACUGUUAAUUGGUUGCUUUUUUUUUCUUUUUUCUUUACCUUUUACUUUUUGUUUAAUCUGUAGAAAGAAUUGUACUUAUACGUCAUAUAUAUAUAUAUAUAUAUAUUAUAUUCUCUC